AGAUUCCAUGGACUUUCCACUCUAUCUCAUCCUCCAGCUCCUCAUGCUUCUCAUCUGGGUAGAAGGAUCAGAUUCUUCACAUAGGAUAAAGCAUAAAAAUAAUGAGACAGCUGUAUUGGGAGAAGAUGUGACUAUUUUCUUCAAUUUGACAACUCCAGCAGAUGUUGUGCAAAUCACCUGGCAGAAGAUCCAAGACUCUUUGCCACAAAAUAUUGGCACUUAUAGCGAUAAAUAUGGAGAAAAGAUUCUCCCACCGUAUGUAGAUAGACUGCACUGCAAGAUCAUCAAACCCAAUAUCUCAUUCCUAACUAUCCGGGAAGUGGCAUUUGAAGAUGAAGCUUGCUACAAAUGUCUAUUUAAUGUGUUUCCACAUGGCAGCCAAGGAGGACAAAUCUGCCUUACCAUUUUAAUCCUAAUGAAGCCACCAGAGGAAUAUCUUGUUCAGAACCCAAAUAGCACAGUAACUGUCACUAAAACGUAUACCAUCUCUUUGGAAACGGUGAAGUCCUUAGGACUCCAUCACCUGAUUGUGCACGUGGAUCACCCUCUAAGGAAUGAGGACAAGAUUGUUCCCCUGUAUGUAAACGAAGAAUGUACUUCUGGUUCUUUUUCUGUUUGGAUACCUGUAGUUUGUGCACUCCUAACUUUAUGUAUUUCAUUUACCAUUGUCAUCAUUCUCUAUAUUAAGAGAAAGAAACAGUCAAAGAACAUGCGUGAACCAACACCCCAGCUCAGACAACCUCAUAUGGAGACCUUAAUGAGCUACUGUCUUCUCACAUGCAGAGCCAAGAGCUCUGGGACUUGUUAAAAUACAAAGAAUCCUCAUCAUUAAUGCAAGUGGAAGAAAACUCUCCAGUAAAGAAAAAAACUGAUCACAUGAUGACAGGAGAAAAAAAUUACGGAAUUGAUUGCUUGAAUAUAUA
Molecule: messenger RNA, 923 nt
Organism: Galeopterus variegatus (Sunda flying lemur)
Lineage: Eukaryota; Metazoa; Chordata; Mammalia; Dermoptera; Cynocephalidae
Product: OX-2 membrane glycoprotein-like
Exons: 6
Coding region: 8-808 (266 amino acids)
Biological process (GO): regulation of immune response; negative regulation of macrophage activation
Molecular function (GO): cell-cell adhesion mediator activity
Source: RefSeq, a predicted model, not a curated record